CGCCCUGAUUCAGGUAACCUUACAUUUUAUAUUACAGGUUAUUUUUACAAUUUCUACCAAUUAUCUAAACACAAAUGAUAUUUUAUUUGAACGCAACUUAAUCGCAAUGAAUGUAUACAGACUCAGUUCCGUCUUAAGACAAGCAAAGAGUCUACAAAAUGGGUUGAAAUCAUAUACAAAAGCACCUGUUCUCACCCACGCAAAUCAUAUUAACGUUAGUCAAAGAUAUGUAUCCACGGUUGAUGCUAAAACAGUGGAAAAGGAAGACGGACUUCUUCAAAAGGCAUUUAAAAAAAUAAAAUUUGCAGCCUUUGACAAAGUUAAAAUCAAAGGAACAGCCUUUUUCUUAUAUGAAGGCAUUGCUGAUAAGAUCAACUAUGCUCAAUUCUUUGAUGAGUUUGAUUUACCAGACACAUUUUACUCAUGGUUUGUUGUGACAGAGCUUCACAUUUGGAUGCUCUCAGUCAGGGUAAUGGCUGAAGAUUUAGAAGGAAGACACCUAAGAAAUUGUUUGGUGGAAGCUUUGUGGACAGAUGUAGCACAGCGUGUUAAAAAAAUUGGGGGUUUAAGAAUGGAAGAAACUAGAGAACAAAUUUUUGAGUUGUCAGAACAGUUACAGGCAGCUUUAAUAGCUUAUGAUGAAGGGCUUCAAUCAAGUGAUAUUGUCUUAGCUGGUGCACUUUGGAGAAGAAUUUAUCAGCAAGGACCUGUUAAUGUUACAGAUUUAGAAGCUUUAGUUAAAUAUAUUAGAAAACAGAUCACAUUGUUAGACAAUUCUUCAAGAGAUCAGAUGUUUGUAAAGAAACAAAUUGACUGGGCACCUCUAUCAUAAUUGUUUUAUUUUAUGUGUAUUGUAAAUAUCUACAGUUUUAGAUAUAAAGUUUAUGUUAAGUUAAAAAUAAAAGACUGUUAGAAA
Molecule: messenger RNA, 916 nt
Organism: Aethina tumida (small hive beetle)
Lineage: Eukaryota; Metazoa; Arthropoda; Insecta; Coleoptera; Nitidulidae
Gene: Uqcc1
Product: ubiquinol-cytochrome-c reductase complex assembly factor 1
Exons: 5
Coding region: 107-832 (241 amino acids)
Biological process (GO): mitochondrial respiratory chain complex III assembly
Cellular component (GO): mitochondrion
Source: RefSeq, a predicted model, not a curated record